This is a messenger RNA of Phaethon lepturus (White-tailed tropicbird), 1088 nucleotides long. Its product is annotated as heterogeneous nuclear ribonucleoprotein K. Lineage: Eukaryota; Metazoa; Chordata; Aves; Phaethontiformes; Phaethontidae. Gene Ontology annotation, cellular component: nucleus; cytoplasm. The transcript has 11 exons. Gene Ontology annotation, biological process: regulation of transcription by RNA polymerase II; regulation of mRNA splicing, via spliceosome. The annotation marks the transcript as partial. The record is from RefSeq and is a predicted model, not a curated record. Gene Ontology annotation, molecular function: mRNA binding.
GGCUUCUGAAGCAGUAGGUUGUUGGGUUUUUGAUCCUACCCAGAACACUUGAGUUUUGUUCUGCAAGUGUAUAUAAAAAGUUUUAUCUGCACACCUGAGAAUAAAAGGUAAUGGAGACUGAACAACAGGAGGAGACCUUUACCAACACAGAGACAAAUGGCAAACGUCCUGCAGAAGAUAUGGAGGAAGAACAGGCCUUCAAAAGAUCUCGGAAUACAGAUGAGAUGGUUGAAUUGCGCAUCUUGCUUCAAAGCAAAAAUGCUGGAGCAGUGAUUGGAAAAGGUGGCAAAAAUAUUAAGGCACUUCGUACAGAUUACAAUGCCAGUGUUUCAGUCCCAGACAGCAGUGGCCCCGAGCGCAUCUUGAGUAUAAGUGCAGAUACAGAGACAAUUGGAGAAAUCUUGAAGAAGAUUAUCCCUACUUUAGAAGAGUAUCAACACUACAAAGGUAGCGACUUUGACUGUGAAUUAAGACUUCUAAUUCACCAAAGUCUAGCAGGAGGAAUUAUUGGUGUCAAGGGUGCUAAAAUCAAAGAACUCAGAGAGAACACUCAGACCACCAUUAAGCUCUUCCAAGAGUGUUGUCCUCAUUCCACUGAUAGAGUGGUUCUUAUUGGUGGAAAACCUGAUAGAGUUGUGGAAUGUAUCAAGAUUAUCUUGGAUCUUAUCUCUGAGUCUCCAAUUAAAGGACGGGCCCAGCCUUAUGAUCCCAAUUUCUAUGAUGAAACAUAUGACUAUGGUGGCUUCACAAUGAUGUUUGAUGAUAGAAGGGGACGUCCAGUAGGCUUUCCAAUGCGUGGAAGAGGAGGCUUUGGUCGGAUUCCUCCCUGUUGUGGUGGACGACCCAUGCCUCCAUCAAGAAGAGAUUAUGAUGAUAUGAGCCCUCGCAGAGGACCUCCACCACCUCCACCAGGUCGUGGUGGUAGAGGUGGCAGCAGAGCUCGUAAUCUUCCUCUUCCUCCUCCACCACCACCUCGUAGCGGAGAUCUUAUGUCUUAUGACCGAAGGGGUAGACCUGGAGACCGUUAUGAUGGAAUGAUGAUGCAGUGUCAUGUAGAUGCCUGUGAUGACAUGCAGCCACCAGAGUUG